Mya arenaria is the source of this 2098-nucleotide messenger RNA. RefSeq lists its product as uncharacterized. The coding region runs from base 7 to 744 and encodes 245 amino acids. Gene Ontology annotation, molecular function: protein binding. NCBI's taxonomy places the organism in Eukaryota, Metazoa, Mollusca, Bivalvia, Myida, Myidae. The record is from RefSeq and is a predicted model, not a curated record. The transcript is spliced from 2 exons.
CGCGAAAUGUUUAAGCUCGUGUGCCUUUUAAUUAUUUGUUCUACGACAGCAACACGUGCAGAACCAGAGUGUUCUAGGUUUCACUAUGAAGAGAAAACGCUCGAGAAAAUGGUGCGCCUCGAAUUCCUCAUGGAGCAAUUUAAAAAUGAGAUGGGUAACUUCAGAAAAGAGAAAGAGGAUACUUUUACUGAGAUCAAGAAAGACGUUGCUAAUGAUAUGAAAAAAGUAAGGGAUUCGGUUGAGGCUGACAAAGCAACACUUGCAAGAACACUGUCAGAUCUGGAGAUUGUAAAUAACAACUUGACAGCGCAAGCUUCUAAAGCUAUAGAGCAUCUUCAAGUUGUCAAAAAGAGGGUAUCCUUCAGCGCAAAAACAGUCGAAAGCAAAUCUUCGUCCAAUGGUUGUGCCAUCAUUUUCUCUGAAACGGUUCAAGAUACCGAUGGUGCAUACAAUAACAAAAGCGGCAAAUUUGUCGCUCCCGUACCUGGCUUCUACUUGUUUACAACUCAUCUGUGUAGUAUAGCUGGAAAUGUUAUACGUUUUGCAAUAAGACGUAAUGAGGAUGUUGUUGCAAGAUCGUCCGUUUAUAAUGCGCAUAACUGCAAUACGCUAGAAGCACAUAUAAACGUUAAAACGGGGCAUGAAGUAUACGUAACUUAUGAGAUAGGCGGUCAUUUGAUAUUGUCAGACGAUAACACACGUUGGAAUACAUUUGCUGGGCGACUUGUCUAUAACUUGCCAUAAAAAUACCACAUGUAUUUCUAGUCGGGACAUAUCGCUAACAUCUAGACAAAAAAGUGAUGUGCAAUGUAUCGUUGGACUGAUUCAUCCUAAAAUGCACGUGUAUUUCUAGUAAGGACAAGUCGAACAAUUUAACGAGGUGUUAUAUGUACCUUUAGACUGAUUCAUUUUGAGACUUUAUGCUUUAUAACGUUGUUUGAUUGGCUGAAUAAGUCAGAUUGUCUGAUGAAGAUAUUGGAUAUAGAAAGUUUGAAUGUUAAAAUCCUGUAGCGAAAUGUUGACGUGUCUUGAUCUAUGUUUGUGUAGCAAAUAUAUGUCGUGUUUUUAUUUUUAAUAAUGUUUUUUUUGGUUGUUCCCAGUUUUAGUACAAUGAUGCUUUUCAUUAUGAAACUCUAUAAUCACACAGUUUUAAACAUUUUUUGCUAAGGCAGACUGUGUAUAAUGUUCAUAGUUUCAAACAAUAACUGCAUCGUAUCUUUGAACAAAAAUCCCAAGGCGGUUCCUAACAGUCCUUGAUAAACAAACCUAGUGUUUUAUAUAGUAUAUAUUUACUGUGUUGUUUGUGGAGUUUUGUGCAGUUCCAUGUUUCUUGUUUGUUUCUGUGUUCUAUGUCUUUGGCGUUUACCCUGCGCCAUAAAACGGGGUUUAUGUUUCAACUUUUAGCUACUAAGCUUGUUUCUGUAGUUUUUAUAUAUAUAUAUUGUUAACAGUUAUUGGUGUUUUUUACAUGUAAAUGAUAUCAAAACUGAUGAUUGUAUAGUAAUGGCAAUGUCAAACUGUCAUAUAUUUGAAUAUUUACAUCCGUACUUGAUUUUCUGAACGAUAAAAAUUAAGUUCAUUUUGCAUGAACCGGUCGACCUUUCGUGACCUUUGUAGGCGUAGUUUGGCAACAAAGCAACGCUCUGAUUGGGCGUAGUGAUCUUACUACGAUCUACUUUAUUGUUAAAUAUAGCAUGGCACAUGUUCUGAUGAAUGCCGGCUUGUUUACAUGUUUCUUUUGAUGUUUUACGAAGAAUGUAAAUGAAAGACAUUAUUUUCUAGAAAUAUCAUUUGGAAAUGCUUUAUUUUGCAUUUGAUAACCAAAGAACACCCAUUGAACAAAUAAUAAAGACAAAAUAAAAACGUCUUAAAAUUGACAAUUCGAGAAGACUAGCACAUCACAACACUUCAAUAUCUUUGGGAAUGUUAAAAGACAACAAAAAAAAUGAAAUUAUGACGCUAUAAUUACCUUGAACUGGAAAUUAUCCAUGAAAUCACCAUGAUCACAUUUUUUAUGCCCACUCACAUGGGUCAUGCAUAUGUAAAACAUGAGUUUAAAUGUAUCGAAAGUUCUCUUGAUUAAAAUGAACAUAUUACA